GGAUAUUGGCUAAGACUAUGGAACCAGAUGUUUCAUAAACGGCUCCGUCACCUACCGCAGCCCUAAGUCGGCGUGUUUGCAGCUUUUUCAGCUCAUCCAUGGACGCCAUCUUUUUCUCGACGGUUCUGCUCGCCGAAACUCCUCGUAAAUAAUAUCACCAAGGGCCAGCUGGGCUUCAGAAAGGUUUGAUAGAUCAUCAUCGUCACCGGUGGCGGGGUUGAUGAACGAGCCUCCAAUGAUUUUGUAGAAAAGGGGUUUGACCUUUUCUAAAACGUUUCAAACGUACAUAUCCUCAUUAACGGAUGAUAUGGGCUGGAAUGAUCAGAACAGCUUAUGCCUGCUUGCUAAGGUUCUAGCUUCCGUUGGCGGGUUGGAAAGGGAGGCACAAAUUGCAUUCUCUGCACGGUUCUACAUUAUCGACCCGCGGGUGGAGCAUGUUUUGUCUAGCGAUGAGGAGUCUGACUGGAGCACUGACAGCGAAGACGGUAGUGAUGGAAGCAAUGCGGCUUCAGAUGCCGGAUCUGGGGCCAGCGGCUCAGCAACUUCCAGCGCCGGCUCCUCGGCAUCUGAGAUAGGAGAACACCAAGACGAGGAUUUCGCACCCAGUACUGACUAUAUAUGUAACGGAGAGUGUGCGGAUGACAAUAUCGAGUAUUGGGAUAAGGUUCCCGUCUCUGUGUAUGAUAUGCGCCAAACGCGAACUGUGCGAGGAGUGUUAUCAAAAACGUCAGGCACUUAAUGAGGAUUCAACUGACAAUAACCACUGGCGGUUGUGCUGCGGGGCGAAGCAUUGAUAUAUUAAAAGCCCAGUUGAAGGAUGGAAGGGAAUCAAGGAAGGUUAUAUGACCCUUGGAGACGAGAAAAUAAAGUUUACGGAUUGGUUGGAGGAGAUUCGGUCGUCAAAGUGGAAGAGAGCAUAGGAUCAGUAUUGGAUGACGGAGGAGACCUAAGGGGAUAUUUUGGGACAAUUAUCUUGGGACAAGAGUUAGAUGAGAGAGCGGAUGUUUUUCGGCCAUUCCACCCCUUCAUGAUCUAUAUGAUAAGAAUAUAUCCUUCUGUAUAUAGCCUCCUCCCAACACAACGCAGCAGCAAAAUGAAAUUGUUUCUGAG
This is a messenger RNA of Blastomyces dermatitidis ER-3, 1110 nucleotides long. RefSeq lists its product as uncharacterized. The transcript has a single exon. Bases 308 to 739 code for a protein of 143 amino acids. Lineage: Eukaryota; Fungi; Ascomycota; Eurotiomycetes; Onygenales; Ajellomycetaceae. The record is from RefSeq and is a predicted model, not a curated record.